This is a messenger RNA of Dinoponera quadriceps, 1939 nucleotides long. It is a transcript of the gene mRpS30, whose product is annotated as 28S ribosomal protein S30, mitochondrial. The transcript has 5 exons. Gene Ontology annotation, molecular function: structural constituent of ribosome. NCBI's taxonomy places the organism in Eukaryota, Metazoa, Arthropoda, Insecta, Hymenoptera, Formicidae. Gene Ontology annotation, cellular component: mitochondrion; ribosome; mitochondrial large ribosomal subunit. The coding region runs from base 216 to 1883 and encodes 555 amino acids. Gene Ontology annotation, biological process: translation. The record is from RefSeq and is a predicted model, not a curated record.
AAACGUUUUCACUCAGCUAGUGACAUCUGGUCACAACAGUACAUUCAAUACUGGAACGUAGCCUAAUUAGAAGCUUGUAUAAAGUUUUACGUCUUUUACACGAUACAACCUAUUCGAAGUGAUGUAUAUAGAUUCGCGCUGUUAAACCGAAUAAGUGCGGAAUAACUGACAUAACCCUUCGAAACACUGUUCUGCGAUCAUUGCUACUUGAAAAUAUGUUAAUUCAAACCCAACAGAAAUUAUUGUUCAAUGCGAUAGUGAAAUAUGGCAAAUGGUGGAAGUACAGUACUUCAGCUGUCAGCGAAGUCAAGGAUAAGACUCCGUCCAACGCAGAAUCAUUGUACUUACCCAUCGAAGAUUUGAGCUAUAAAGCCAGAAAGAGGAGAAAAGAUGAUGCUUUGUGUGAGAAGAUCAAGAAUUUGGAAACUGUGGAGGAGAAACUGAUCCAGCUCAACAUGCCACGAUAUUAUGGCUGGAAACUGUUACUUUUAAAAGAAGAUAAACUACCGUAUAAUUCAUUGAAGUACAUCCAGUAUAUCACGAGAACGCACAUUAUGAAAGAGCCUGGUCUUCCAGCUACCUACAACAACGUGAUUUCCACCGAACAAUUGGAUAGCAUUGUGGAAGCGGUCAAAAAUAACAUAGCGGAUGACAUAGCUUUCGAACAUUGCAGCAGACAGAGGAAGCACGAAGUAAGUGAUGAAGAUUUAGAAAAUAAAUUGAAGAUGGAAGAUAUUAUUUCCAAAGCUAUAAUCGAAAGAAUUAAUAGAACGAUGUUAACGCAUCUAUCUUCCAAGUACUCACACUUGUUGAAUACUGAGGUCGACAUCGAGCCAAGAUUGGAAGCAUCUUGGUUCAUGGGUACGGAACCUCAAGAGAAAGUGAGAAAAUUCAGAGAAAAACGAAAGUUACCGGACGAUUAUAUCGACGAGCCAGUUAACUUUCCUGUUCAAUAUCUGGGUCAACCUGUCAUAAAUCUAAGAUAUAAACAUCCAUUGAGAGAGAUUAUUUCUCUGAGCGAGUGUGAAAACCCAGACUUGGAUGUGCCUACGUUCAAGUACUCCCCUGGAGUGAUGGGUUUCAAGUUAGAUCGGCGACACGUGACCAACAUACCCGGAUUUUGGCCCGGCGAUGAGCACGAAUUUGGAUUGUUGUCUUAUCACAGUUGUGUUCACCUUUGCAGAAGAUCGCAGAAUUACGACGAUGUGUCAGAGGCUAAGAUAGCGAAAGCCAUUUUAGCAUCUUACAGUUGGUUAUUGACACAAGCCUGUUAUCAAGGUUUCUCGACGUUUAACGAUAUAACGUAUCCACUGACUACACAAACGAUCGUAACGGAUGGACAGUGGUGGUCGUUUUUCGCCUAUCAACUUAACACUCUGUUGCUGCAUUGCGAGCACAUAGACACGAAUCCAAAGCGCAACAUAUGCUGGGUCACGGAGCCUAUGAAGUUGUUUGAUAAGAUAGAAGAUGAGAAGAUUCACGGCUUAAAUGAAGAGGUUCUCAAGAACCUGAUCAAGUUUUACGCGAAUGUGCCCGAAGAGAGGGUAGGUGUGGAUUUGAAGCCGUAUUUGGGGAAAUCCGUGAAAGUAAUAGCCGAUAUAGAGCACGACGAGAGACGAAACUGGCUCGAGGAGCAUUACAAGUAUAUCGCGAGCAACAGACCGCGGCACAAACGAAUAUCCGAGAUAUAUAACUGGCAGAGAAUCUAUGUCAUUAAUCAUAAGACUCGUCAGCUGGAUAAGAAACGUGAACCAUUUGAACGCGGAAUCAAUAUAUACCGACGUAGAUUAGACGACCACCAGCCACGUUACAUACCGAAGUGUUUACGGGAGAACCCUAAAUUAAAGAAGGUGGGAAAAUGGGCCAAGACGUACUACCCGUAACUUAAGGUACAUGCAUAGUCAUUGUUGAACAUACAUAAAUAUAAAAGUGAUUAUGU